AUGCCAAAGCUUCUUCUUCUUCUUGCCUUCUCUGCGAGCUUCCCCUCUCUCCCUCUUCCAUAUGUUACGGUUGUGUUCAUUGUUACUCGUUUGUUCACGAGCGCUGCUUCCAUCUUCCGAAAGAGAUUCAACAUCCCGCGCAUCUUCAACACCCUCUUAGACGUGUGCAGAUUCCUUGUUGCGAGGCCUUGUGCACAAAUCUCAUCACCACAAGCUGUUUUACAAAUCUACUUCCCUGGUUUAAUACUUCAUUUGGCUUCCCUUGGAGGCAAGAUUCCAUAUGUUGUAGUUGUGUAUGAGGCUGAAGACUUUUGCAAUCUUGUUGCGAAUGAAAGCAUCCUAGAAAACAUCUCGAGAGUUGGGGACCAGUAG
This is a messenger RNA of Microthlaspi erraticum, 372 nucleotides long. NCBI's taxonomy places the organism in Eukaryota, Viridiplantae, Streptophyta, Magnoliopsida, Brassicales, Brassicaceae. The record is from the annotation of a GenBank genome assembly.